UGCGGCCCGUGCAGCCCGGCCGGCUCCUUUCAGCUGACUCCGGGUUCCCGCGAGGCGCCGCUCCUUCCGCUUCCUCGCUAGGCGGCCUGGACUGAGGUUUCGGAGCUGCGGGGCGGGAGGCCGUGUGUCAUCUUCCUCCGGUUCCGGCGCAGGCCUAGUCGUUUCGGGCCAGGGCCCAGGACGCGCCCCAUGGCAGGGCAGCGGGUGGAGGUCGAUGGCGGGAUCAUGGAAGGGGGUGGCCAAAUCCUGAGAGUCUCUACGGCCCUGAGUUGUCUCCUGGGCCUGCCUUUGCGGGUGCAGAAGAUCCGGGCGGGCCGCAGCAUUCCAGGACUGAGGCCUCAACAUUUAUCUGGACUGGAAAUGGUUCGAGAUUUAUGUGAUGGGCAACUGGAGGGGGCAGAAAUCGGCUCAACAGAAAUAACCUUUACACCAGAGAAGAUCAAGGGUGGAAUCCACACAGCAGAUACCAAGACAGCAGGGAGCGUGUGCCUCUUAAUGCAGGUCUCAAUGCCCUGUGUUCUCUUUGCUGCUUCUCCAUCAGAACUUCGUUUGAAAGGUGGAACUAAUGCUGAAAUGGCACCACAGGUCGAUUACACAGUAAUGGUUUUCAAGCCAAUUGUUGAAAAAUUUGGUUUCCGGUUUAAUUGUGACAUUAAAAUGAGGGGGUAUUACCCGAAAGGUGGUGGUGAAGUGAUUGUCCGAAUGUCACCAGUUAAACAAUUGAACCCAAUAAAUUUAACUGACCGUGGCACUGUGACUAAGAUAUAUGGAAGAGCUUUUGUUGCUGGUGUUUUGCCAUUUAAAGUAGCAAAAGAUAUGGCAGCGGCAGCUGUUAGAUGCAUCAGAAAGGAAAUCAGGGAUUUGUAUGUUAACAUUCAGCCUGUUCAAGAACCUAAAGACCAAGCAUAUGGCAAUGGAAAUGGAAUAAUAAUCAUUGCUGAGACAUCCACUGGCUGUUUGUUUGCUGGGUCAUCACUUGGUAAACGAGGUGUAAAUGCAGACAAGGUUGGAAUUGAAGCUGCUGAAAUGCUACUAGCAAAUCUUAGACAUGGCGGGACUGUGGAUGAGUAUCUGCAAGAUCAGCUGAUUAUUUUCAUGGCAUUAGCCAAUGGAGUUUCCAGAAUAAAAACAGGACCAGUUACACUCCAUACACAAACAGCUAUACAUUUUGCUGAACAACUAGCAAAGGCUAAAUUUACGGUGAAGAAAUCAGAAGACGAAGAAGAUGCCUCUAGAGACACUUACAUUAUUGAAUGCCAAGGAAUUGGGAUGACAAAUCCAAAUCUAUAGGGUAUUCACCUCUUAAAUGAUACCUCAAUGAUGUAUUGCACUAAUUCAUUUCAUAAAUACUGUAAAAUGAUGAAUAGGAAGUAACUUAUUAAAAGACCUGACUUAGGCGGCGCCUGUGGUUCAAGAAGUAGGGUGCCGGUCCCAUAUGCUGAAGGUGGCGGGUUCAAACCCAGCCCCGGCCAAAAAUCACCAAAAAAAAAGACCUGACUUAUAUUUGGAUAUACAUUUCCAUGUUGUAGAUGUGCUGAGAAUGUGUGAUCAAAUUAAUCUCACUUUGAAUAUCUCCUCAGAUAAGGACAGUGAAUUAUGAGAGGUGGUGGAUAUGUGUGAUAGCUGACUUCAGUAUUAAAGUAUUGAAAUGAAAUAUC
Nycticebus coucang (slow loris) is the source of this 1658-nucleotide messenger RNA. RefSeq names its product RNA 3'-terminal phosphate cyclase (gene RTCA). Gene Ontology annotation, biological process: RNA processing. The transcript is spliced from 11 exons. Lineage: Eukaryota; Metazoa; Chordata; Mammalia; Primates; Lorisidae. Gene Ontology annotation, cellular component: nucleus. The coding region runs from base 190 to 1290 and encodes 366 amino acids. The record is from RefSeq and is a predicted model, not a curated record. Gene Ontology annotation, molecular function: RNA-3'-phosphate cyclase activity.